Messenger RNA from Musa acuminata subsp. malaccensis (wild Malaysian banana), 1227 nucleotides. The record is from RefSeq and is a predicted model, not a curated record. Lineage: Eukaryota; Viridiplantae; Streptophyta; Magnoliopsida; Zingiberales; Musaceae.
AAAUCUAGAUUUUGUAUGUACAUGCUCGUCUAUAUAUAGAGAUAGAUUUGAGAUGGAUGUAAGACAAACGACCUGUUAGAUUUAGGGGAUAAGUAGAUUCCGGAGUGAUGGCCAAAGUGCUUUCGUCCCGUUCUUCGACUUCACCUCGGUACGUUCCUAUCUUAACAGAAGGUGGAGAGAAGAAGGCAGGUGAGAAGACUAAUCCAUUCAGGUGGAUGAUCGAGGGUUUCUCUACCCUUCUGAAUCAAACUGCGGAAACACAUUCCUCUGGCAACUUCUCAGCUUGUGGCUUCACCUGGAAGUUGGAGCUGGAAAUAAAAUCGUCUGGAGAAGAUGCUGAGAAAUCUCUCUCCCUUUGCCUAUUCUCAGUUGAAGCAUCAUCUUCUACUGGUUCGGUGGUCAAGGCAAUCUACAAACUGUUGAUGUAUGACCAGUUAUAUGGGGAGCAUAUACAGAAGGAAGGUGAAUGCUAUUUCCAUGGCACAUCUCAAUAUGGAUUAUGCUGUAUGGUCCCCUUAAAAAAAUUCAAUGAUCCGAAAUCUGGACUACUAGUCAACGAUUGUUGCAUUUUCGGUGCUGAAGUCAUGGAGGCUUUUGCAUGCAAAUUAGGACGCGAAGGUGUCUCUGAGUGCUUGUCCCUGAAGAAGGAAAUAACCCCUCAAACAUAUACAUGGGUGAUCAAGAAUUUCUCGAAACUGAGUGCAAAACAAGAUUCUGAAGUUUUUACUUCAGGGGGUUACAAAUGGCGUAUCCAAUUAUAUCCAAAUGCUAGCCCAUACACAAACUUCCUUGCUAUGUUCUUGAUCCUGGAUACUUCCGUUGCUCUUCCUUCCAAAACUCGAGCAUAUGUGGAUUACAGCCUUUGCUUGGUGGACCAAAUUGAUGGCAAACAUAAAAAGUUAUCAGUGCAACGCCAAUUUUCUUCCGACGGUGUUGGUUGGGGAUGGCACAAGUUUCUAGAGUGGAAAGAUAUGCAAAAUCCAUCAAGGGGAUUCCUUCGCAAUGACACAUGCAUUGUCGAAGCAUCCGUUGCUGUUCUUGGAGAAGUCAGCAUUACUUAGAAACACUGGUGUGUUAGCCUUCAAUGACUUGGUUAUAAAUGUUUCAAGAAAAACAUGUCUACCUGCACAUUUAUCAUAAAAUUUAUGUAUCUUCUUGUAUGUAUUCUGCAUGCCAAUUAAAACAUUUAUAUCAAAAGGAAAAUAAAUAAAAAGGCAAAUGCAUUAA